UUGUCCAAAAAGAUGAAGAUAAGUUGGUCUGCAUAUGAUACGUUUGAGGCUAAUUUCAAGCCUUUGGUGGUGGUUGAACUUGCACAAAAUACCAAAGAUGAAACCAAAGAGUGGCUGAUGCAGAAGAUUGUAGGGAAGAAGAAGAAUGGAGGAGCCCAACUUUUAGUUAAACCUUUGGUGGAGGAAGGAAAAGAGAUUGAAGGAAGCAAGAACAUAUAUCUUGUUGGAGCAUCUUAUUUAAGGCUGCUUCUAGGAGCUGAAACUGUAGGGUUGGUUAAAGAAUGUAAUGAUAAUACAAUGAGAGCAUUUACAUAUACAUCUAGAAAAAAUUUUAAAGAUUUUGCAGAGGAUAAUCAUGAUUUUCUUACAAUGGCAGAAUGUCAGUACAUUGUCAAACAUGAACUUGAAAAUUUAAGAGCUAAAAAUGAAAAGAUGAUCCCUGGCUAUCCUCAGGCAAAGCUUUAUCCAGGAAAGUCAAUUA
Pseudonaja textilis is the source of this 481-nucleotide messenger RNA. NCBI's taxonomy places the organism in Eukaryota, Metazoa, Chordata, Lepidosauria, Squamata, Elapidae. The record is from RefSeq and is a predicted model, not a curated record.